Malassezia globosa CBS 7966 is the source of this 2646-nucleotide messenger RNA. RefSeq lists its product as uncharacterized. The transcript has a single exon. Lineage: Eukaryota; Fungi; Basidiomycota; Malasseziomycetes; Malasseziales; Malasseziaceae. The record is from RefSeq and is a predicted model, not a curated record. The coding region runs from base 1 to 2646 and encodes 881 amino acids.
AUGACCAUUCCAAACAAGUCGUGCCAAUCGUCGACGACGCCUAAGCCUCCGACGCCGAACUCAAGCCCCAAGAAGUCGUGCCAGACGGUGCCAUCGGUGAUGGCGUCGACGACGAAGGUGGUGGACUCGAACGGCCGCACGCACACAAGUGCGACGACAUUCACGACGAUGGUGCUGGAGAGCUCGUGCCGCUCGAAGACGACGCCUAAGCCUCCGACGCCGAACUCAAGCCCCAAGAAGUCGUGCCAGACGGUGCCAUCGGUGAUGGCGUCGACGACGAAGGUGGUGGACUCGAACGGCCGCACGCACACGAGUGCGACGACGUUCACGACGAUGGUGUUGGAGAGCUCGUGCCGCUCGAAGACGACGCCGAAGCCUCCGACGCCGAACUCAAGCCCCAAGAAGUCGUGCCAGACGGUGCCAUCGGUGAUGGCGUCGACGACGAAGGUGGUGGACUCGAACGGCCGCACGCACACAAGUGCGACGACAUUCACGACGAUGGUGCUGGAGAGCUCGUGCCGCUCGAAGACGACGCCUAAGCCUCCGACGCCGAACUCAAGCCCCAAGAAGUCGUGCCAGACGGUGCCAUCGGUGAUGGCGUCGACGACGAAGGUGGUGGACUCGAACGGCCGCACGCACACGAGUGCGACGACGUUCACGACGAUGGUGUUGGAGAGCUCGUGCCGCUCGAAGACGACGCCGAAGCCUCCGACGCCGAACUCAAGCCCCAAGAAGUCGUGCCAGACGGUGCCAUCGGUGAUGGCGUCGACGACGAAGGUGGUGGACUCGAACGGCCGCACGCACACGAGUGCGACGACGUUCACGACGAUGGUGUUGGAGAGCUCGUGCCGCUCGAGGACGAGUCCGAGAAAGCCUCAUGAGACGGCCGCGAUGCCACACAGUCACAGGACGUCGUCGUGUAAGACGGAGACGAGUGUUGUAACAUCAAUGACGACGUCUGUGGAUAGUCGUGGCGAGACGCACACACGCGCGACAACGAUGACGACGAUGGUACCUGAAAGCUCUUGCCGAUCGAUGACGACGCCGAAGCAAACAAAGUCGUGUAGCUCGAUGACGUCGGUAAUUGAGACGGAUGUGAUUUCGACUGACUCGAAGGGCCGCAAGCACACAAGCUCGACGAAGAAGACGACAGUGGUGCCGGCCAGUUCAUGUGUGUCGACGACGCCGCAUACGACGAAGAGGUCGACAGUGAAGCCAUCGAAGAAGUCGACGACGUCGUGUAGCUCGAUGACGUCGGUGAUUGAGACGGAUGUGAUCUCGGUUGACUCGAAGGGCAGCACGCACACGAGCUCGACGAAGAAGACGACAGUGGUGCCGGCCAGUUCAUGUGUGUCGACGACGCCGCAUACGACGAAGAGGUCGACAGUGAAGCCAUCGAAGAAGUCGACGACGUCGUGCAGCUCGAUGACGUCGGUGAUUGAGACGGAUGUGAUUUCGACUGACUCGAAGGGCCGCAAGCACACUAGCUCGACGGUGAAGACGACGGUGGUGCCAGCUAGCUCAUGUGUGUCGACGACGCCGCACACGACGAAGAGGUCGACAGUGAAGCCAUCGAAGAAGUCGACGACGUCGUGCAGCUCGAUGACGUCGGUGAUUGAGACGGAUGUGAUCUCUGUUGACUCGAAGGGCAGCACGCACACGAGCUCGACGAAGAAGACGACGGUUGUACCAGCGAGCUCAUGUGUGUCGACGACGCCGCACACGACGAAGAGGUCGACAGUGAAGCCAUCGAAGAAGUCGACGACGUCGUGUAGCUCGAUGACGUCGGUGAUUGAGACGGAUGUGAUCUCGGUUGACUCGAAGGGCAGCACGCACACGAGCUCGACGAAGAAGACGACGGUGGUGCCAGCUAGCUCGUGUGUGUCGACGACGCCAACGUCGACGACGAGGUCGACAGUGAAGCCAUCGAAGAAAUCGACGACGUCGUGCAGCUCGAUGACGUCGGCGAUCGAGACGGAUAUAAUCUCGAUUGACUCGAAGGGCAGCACGCACACGAGCUCGACGGUGAAGACGACGGUGGUGCCAGCUAGCUCGUGUGUGUCGACGACGCCAACGUCGACGACGAGGUCGACAGUGAAGCCAUCGAAGAAAUCGACGACGUCGUGCAGCUCGAUGACGUCGGCGAUCGAGACGGAUAUAAUCUCGAUUGACUCGAAGGGCAGCACGCACACGAGCUCGACGGUGAAGACGACGGUGGUGCCAGCUAGCUCGUGUGUGUCGACGACGCCAACGUCGACGACGAGGUCGACAGUGAAGCCAUCGAAGAAAUCGACGACGUCGUGCAGCUCGAUGACGUCGGCGAUCGAGACGGAUAUAAUCUCGAUUGACUCGAAGGGCAGCACGCACACGAGCUCGACGGUGAAGACGACGGUGGUGCCAGCUAGCUCAUGUGUCUCGACGACACCAACGUCGACGACUAGGACGACGACGAGGGCUUCGCGUUCGUCGAACACUAGCCCAACAACCAACACGAAUAAGAGCAAGCACACGAGUGGCAAAUCUGUUUGGAGAUCCGGCACGGUGUCAUGCACUGAGCCAUUCCAGCCCGUCUUCACUAGAUUCGUGCCGCCAUACGAACACACUACGACUACGUCGUUCGUGGACUGUGAGAUCAUUAACCUAUAA